This is a messenger RNA of Dermacentor albipictus, 1136 nucleotides long. It is a transcript of the gene cyp33, whose product is annotated as peptidylprolyl isomerase cyclophilin-33. Gene Ontology annotation, cellular component: intracellular membrane-bounded organelle. Gene Ontology annotation, molecular function: RNA binding; peptidyl-prolyl cis-trans isomerase activity. Lineage: Eukaryota; Metazoa; Arthropoda; Arachnida; Ixodida; Ixodidae. The record is from RefSeq and is a predicted model, not a curated record. Gene Ontology annotation, biological process: protein peptidyl-prolyl isomerization; protein folding.
CCUUGAGCUUGUUUAUGUCGGCGGUUGUUGGCGGUUGCAAAAACGUGUGUGAAUCUAGUAAUGGCACGGUUAUGUUUCUCGUCUCAAGUAAGUCUUGAGCAGUCUUGAGUAAGUACGAGGUGUGCGUUGCGGGAAAACUUUGCUGCGAACUACCAGCACGGAACGUAAACAUCGUUCUUGGCAAUGGCGACGACGUCGAAACGUAUUGUUUACGUUGGCGGACUGGCAGAGGAAGUCGACGAAAAGGUGCUGCACGCGGCUUUUAUACCGUUUGGCGACUUGGUGGAUGUUCAGAUUCCACUCGAUUACGAAACUGAGAAGCACCGCGGUUUCGCGUUUGUCGAGUUUGAGAGCGCGGAAGACGCCGCGGCGGCCAUCGACAAUAUGAACGAUUCGGAGCUAUUCGGCAGAACCAUCCGCGUGAACAUUGCCAAGCCGAUGAAAAUCAAGGAGGGUUCCACGAGAGCAGUGUGGUCCGAGGACAGCUGGUUGCGGCAGCACGCUGGCGAAACUCUCAACACCAAGGAAGGCGACGAAGACUCGAAGGAAGGUGAGGAAGCCGACGCUCAGAGCGACGAGAAGGAGUCCGGCGACAAGGCGAAGAAGGUGGCCAAUCCUCAGGUCUACCUGGACAUCAGCGUGGAUGGACAAGAGAUUGGAAGAGUCCGCAUCAUACUGUACAAAGACGUGGUGCCUCGCACGGCGGAGAACUUCCGUUGCUUGUGUACGCACGAGAGGGGCUUCGGUUUCAUCAAGAGCACCUUCCACCGCAUAAUUCCCGGAUUCAUGUGCCAAGGCGGAGACAUCACCAAUCACAACGGCACCGGCGGAAGGUCGAUUUAUGGCCGAAAGUUCGACGACGAGAACUUCGAGCUAAAGCACACAGGUCCGGGAAUGCUGUCCAUGGCGAAUUCGGGUCCCAACAGCAACAGCUCCCAGUUUUUUCUGACCACAGCCAAAACAGAUUGGCUGGACGGGAAGCACGUUGUGUUUGGACAGGUCAUCAGUGGCAUGGAAGUUGUCAGAAAGAUGGAAACGUACGGCUCGCCAUCGGGCAAGGUAUCCAAAAAGGUUGAAAUUUCCAACAGUGGCGAAUACACGUAGCUCAAGCUUAAUAAAGUGUUUGUGUCUGUUUA